AUGGCCGAUGACACUGUAAACACAGACUUUGUUGCUCCAUCGACAUCAGCGAAGCGUCCUGCGUCCCCUACUACGGAUAAUCUUCAACAACAACAAACCGGUGACGCGAGUAGAAAUAAAAAACAACACACCAAAAACGAAGAAGAAGAAGAAGAUUUCAAAAAUCAGACGAUAAUCCGCCAGCUCGUUGAGAACUCAAUCGGUAACAUUCUCUUACAAAAUGGAGAGGGAAAAGAACGAAAAACGAAUAUUAUCGCGCCGCACGUGAAGGAAGGCUCCAGAAUUGAAAUUCGUUGGGUGAUUCAGAAUACGCUUUCAGACGAGGAAAAUGUAGUAAAAACGAACAGCGAGACGAAAAGAAUAAAAGAAGAGAUUGUCUGGUGGGGCGCCACGGUCACAAAGCGAAGAGAAGAAGACAAUACCGCCACCAACAGUAAGAACGACGUGUGUGAUAUCCUUUACGACGCUCGAACGGAAGAAUUUCCAGCGGAAGCGGGUAAAAUUGUGUUAAUGUCCGAACACGAGUGCUCGGACGGCGACGACCCGAGUAUGAAAUUUUAUUGGAGAAAGGAAGGCGAUUCUACUUUUUACGUAGAGGAUGAAGGAGAGGAUGAUGUGGAUGAAGAAAUGACGAUGCAAGACGUGCUCGAGUAUCAGACGAAAAUUGACGGAGAUACCGGAGAUGGAGAUACAUUAGCGAACGCGAGCGAAAAGGCGUUUGGGACGUUGCCGAUGGACCAACAACUCAGAUUAGCUACUGGGUUCGCGCAGAUGAAAGGGAAGUUAAUGGAGAAAUUACGUGAGAUUUCGGAGAGGAACGGUGCUGGAUACACGGUGACAAAGGAUGACAUGGAGCGCAUAAUGUUGGAGUUGAGAAACGAAUCGUAA
Messenger RNA from Bathycoccus prasinos, 888 nucleotides. RefSeq lists its product with no specific name. Lineage: Eukaryota; Viridiplantae; Chlorophyta; Mamiellophyceae; Mamiellales; Bathycoccaceae. The record is from RefSeq and is a predicted model, not a curated record. The transcript has a single exon. The coding region runs from base 1 to 888 and encodes 295 amino acids.